AUGGUUUCGAUAGCUGCAUCCUGGCAGGGUGGCAAAGGCGCACGGGAACAACAGAAGAAGCUACACUGUGAUGAAAACGAAAAUUUGCUCUCUAAUGAUGAACGGGGCAUCAAAGCCAUUGAAGAUGCUGUACCCAUGAGUGGCCCGUCGACCAGCGGAUCGCGACCGGACCACUACUGCCCUGGCGCCGACAUGAUGGGUAUGACGCUGCGAGACACCGCUGCGUUCGAGUAUUGCGCUCUGCCAGCCGAUACCGAAUGCCGUGUUGUUCGCCCACGCGGCCUGCCUGCCGACUGCCUACGGGACGACGCUCCUGAUGACGAUGACCCACGUACGCAUCUCUACCGGCGAGAAGGCGCUGAUUGGAAUAUUGACGGCAGGAAAGGGGAUGCGGAAGGUGGUCGGGCGGCUGCAAACGGCCCUUCCACUUAUAUAUCACUUCCUCCUUCUUCCACCUCCAAACGCAGCAAUUUGGUCGCGUUCGGCGAGGAAGUCGACAUCUUCUACAAUAGUCUCUUUGACAGCAACGUCAACGUCUUUGCCCGCCCCAUGCCAACGGGCCCUUCCACCUACUUCCACCCAACAGAGGAAUUCUGGUCCCUGCCCACCAACUUCCUUCCAUACCACAUUCGCAGUCGAAUACGACUGCUGGACUUCAUGCCGGCCGGAAUGGAUUGCCUUGCUGACUUGUAUACCACCAGAAUAUCAACAUCACUCACCAUGACGCCUGCGCCUGCGUCCACGGUGGCCCCCUGCGCUCGACCAUCGGCAUCUCCACCGGGAUUUAUGACUACAUGCGCCUGCCAUCCCGUUGACGAGGUGGCGAGACUCGACAAGAAGUACAAGCAUGACAUUGACGUGGUGGUCGGCCCCGGCAUGGUGGCCGGCCUCGCCGACUCGCUCAAGACUACGCUCGGAAUGGCCGACAACAUUGCGGUGGUAGAGUUCAUAGACUGUGUCAAAGGUAAACAUGAGCCGCGCCGCAUCAUCGUGCCGGCCAGCAGCACGGGUAUUCAACCUCAGCAACUCCCAAACGUCGACAGACCCGUGAAGCCGCGUCACGCGAGUGUCGCACCCUCAAUUGCGAACCCCUCGACCCUCAUACCGCCAAUGACCCCGACUUUACGCCUGACAGCCGCGGUCGGCUAUCCGGCCCCCGCCGUUUAUCCGGCCGUGUCUGGCUUCAUCGUUAGGAUCGGCCCGAUCUGGAUGUCGAUAUACGAGUUCCGCUUCUCGGCUACGAGCGUUCGUGGCGUCUUUGCAAAGCCGUCUGCGGACGACCAAGACCGCAGGGUCGUCCAUCGAUGGGAUAAACACGGGAUGGCGUCGAUUCAGGGGCACAACAGGGCACAGAGAUCGAGGCUAUCGAAGACAGCCGACAGGAGCGCGAGAUGGUGGCUCAUGCCCGCCGGCCCGACAACGCUGACCCUGACCCACCGGUACGGCUGGACCGUCCGCAAGACGGUUGCGAUGCCGGGCAUCAUACUAGCGCUAACGAUCGCGACCUUCGUAAUUACCAGUCUUCUCUACUACGAUAUACCGAGGGGCUUCCUUUCGACGGAGGAUAACUGCCUUAUUACCUCGAUAGCUAUCGGACCGGACGACGCCUCUUUUAAUACCAUCUUGGCCCUCCCGAUCGCGCUCUGGCCGAGGUGGGUCGCCGAGGGUUCAUCGCUCGUCGUAAAGAAAGGCUGGCCCGUCGAUGCUGACAUGGAGACGCCCGUCCACGUGGAGCCGGAUCCUGGGACAUAUAUGGACCCCCGGAGCGAUCCCUUUUGUGUAGGCAUUAAUCGCGACGACGACAUGCCGGGCCCUAGCGGCGCUAUCGGCAGCGCUGACCGCCUAGGAACCGGAUGCCGCGCCGACACUGGCCGAAAGCGCCCGGCUCUAGGUCGAAGACUUCAUUCUGGAUGCUGCAGGAAGACCUAUUUCACGCUUUCAUCGUCCUUGGGCGUCGACAGCACCGGCGCGCCGAUCAGCGUCUUCGUCGAGGUAAACCGUCAACGGAACCACGACGCCUCCCUCAACCCGGACCAACAUGAACAAACCAUCGGCCUAGGCUGCGAGAGCUUAUGGCUCGUGAUGAAUGCCUGUGUUGGUGUCAUCGGCAUCACCAACCAAGACCAUCACCAAGGCCGCGACAACAACGACCUGAGCUUUUAG
This is a messenger RNA of Colletotrichum lupini, 2163 nucleotides long. RefSeq lists its product as uncharacterized. The record is from RefSeq and is a predicted model, not a curated record. NCBI's taxonomy places the organism in Eukaryota, Fungi, Ascomycota, Sordariomycetes, Glomerellales, Glomerellaceae. The coding region runs from base 1 to 2163 and encodes 720 amino acids. The transcript has 11 exons.